AUGGCGGCGCCCAGUGGCGCCAUGAGCGGACUGGAGAGCAGCGGCGGCGGCAGCAGCGACAGCGACGCGGAGGAGCUAGCGCGGUGCCGCGAGGCGGCGAUGCCAGCCUGGGGCUUGGAGCAGCGCUCGACGGGGCCGGGAAGGCCGCGAGCCGACCCUGCAAAGAACCAGUUGCCAACCACCCAGCCAAGCCUCAGGCGCAAGGUGCAUGAGCAGGACGGCAACGAGCUGCAGACCACCCCCGAGUUCCGAGCCCACGUAGCUAAGAAGCUGGGAGCCCUCCUGGACAGCUCCAUCACCAUCUCAGAGGUGGCGAAGGCGCCGGCAAAGGCCGGGCCCCGAAGAGUCCCGGUGGAGGACAGUGGGUUCCGCCUUUUCUUCACCUCCCUCCCGGGAGACCCUGAGAAGAAAGCGUCCCCUCCGCGCCCCCAAAAGCGGCCGCCUUCCAGCUCCAGCAGCAGCGAGGAGAGUGACCGAGAACUGCAGCGGUGCCGGGAAGCGGCUGUGUCGGCCUCUGACCUCUUGGAGAAGUCCGCCGUCCACGGCCCCGCGCAGAUGGAAAAAGAAGUGAAGAAGAAGAAAAAGAAAAAGAAGAAGCUGCAGGGGCCAGCCCAGGAGGCCGCCAGUGCCAGCCUAGAUGCCCGGGCCACCAUGGACAUGCCAGAAAAGGAGGCGACGAAACUCAAUGGAGACCAGACAUCCCCAAGAGCCAAGAAGAAGAAAAGGAAGAAAAAGGCAAAGCAGGCCAGCGAGGCCACCCCAUCCCCCUGAGUGCAGAGCACAGCGGCUGAGCCUGCGGGCUGGGCCGAGGACCGGCAGGACCAGGCUCUGUCCCCGGGGCCGCCCGGGUUUGGGCAGAAAAGGGGCUGGAGGGUGAGCGCAGGAGCCAGGCUGCGCCUGCGUUGAUGCUGAGGGUGGGCAGGCCUGGGGUGCCGCGACUUUCUGUGGCUCUGGGAAGGAGCCCGACGGCCCUGCAGGACUGGACACCCCCACACACACCCACACCGAGGGGGCCGACCUCCCAGCUGCAGGGAGAUGCUUCCACUUCAGACCACACAGACUCGGCUUUCACUGUAGCCGGAAAAGAGCAGUUUUCCUCCCUGCAGGGUUCCAGAAUUUUCUUUCUGAGCCUUUGUGAGUAUUGAGAAUAAACCACCCAGAAUU
Molecule: messenger RNA, 1164 nt
Organism: Sorex fumeus (smoky shrew)
Lineage: Eukaryota; Metazoa; Chordata; Mammalia; Eulipotyphla; Soricidae
Gene: CUNH12orf43
Product: chromosome unknown C12orf43 homolog
Exons: 6
Coding region: 1-771 (256 amino acids)
Biological process (GO): negative regulation of Wnt signaling pathway; Spemann organizer formation; Wnt signaling pathway
Source: RefSeq, a predicted model, not a curated record